UCGAUGUGUCUAAAAUUGUGUAGACGCCACUCGUCAUUCGUCAAAAUAAACAAAAAUUGAUUUUUCUACUGCUAAUAAUAUUUGAUUAUUCGACAAAAAAUCAAUUUAAUGUGAAAUCGUCACGGUGCUUGUGGAUGAAUUGACAUGAUAAGAAAUAGAUUUAUAGCAUAGUCAAAAUGAAAUCAAAUCUUAAGGAUGAACUUAAAAAAGAAAUAAUACAGGAAUUAAAUCAAAAACUCGGGGGAGAUAUAAAUAAUUUACAAGCGGCAUAUGAGUUGGAAACUGACAUAAUUGGAAGAAGAGACCGACUUGAAAGCUCACUAAAUGCCGCCAAUGAUGAAGGAUCUACAAAGCUUUCGUCAGCUAUCACCAAAGCAGAACUUAAUUCAAAACAAAUUAAUAAUUUAAAAAUAAAAAGUGAGGAAUUCAAGAAAAGAGCUGAAGAUUUUCUCAGUAAAACACAACCUUUGAUGUCUGAAUUAGACAAAAGAUUUACAGCAAUUGGAAAACUAGAAAAGGUGUUAGAUUACCUAAAAUCUUAUGCCAAAAUUCAAGAUCUAAGCCAACAGAUGAAAAAUUGCAAAGAUGAUGAGCAGCUGGUACUAAUGUAUAGUGAAAUGAAGAAAUUAUGCCUCCAGUACAAGAAUUCACAUCAGGCCACUUACGCAAAGGAAUAUACUCAUUACUGGCACAAUAUUUUAAAAGACAACUUAACAAAGCAUUAUGAUGAUAUAUUGAAACAAUUAAAGUGGCCAUUCACCACGGGCGCUGAAAACUCACCUGUACCAAAAGAGGUUAUGAAUAAAUUUAAUAAUUUGACUAAAAAUUUAUUCCUUAUUCAAGAACCUGAGGAUUUAUUGGCCAAAGUGACUGUUGCCGGUGAUUUUUCUGCAGUUCAAGAUCCCUGCUUACCAAUUAGAGUUCUCCUUCGGCCUCUAAAGAAGAGAUUUGCAUUUCACUUCACUGGCUCAAGACAAACUGCAAGGAUUGAUAGACCAGAAUGGUUCCUUACACAGACAUUGACUUGGAUUAAAGAUCAUCAGGGUUUUAUCAAGAAUAAUGUGCAGCCGAUAGCUGAUAAACUAGAGUUGAAGAGUGUUAGAGCUGUUGAUGAAUUCAACGAAGGCUUAGUAGCAUUAGCUGCUGAGAGGCUUCAUACUGUACUAGCACUUUACCAUACCCAAGCCUCUAAAGGAGAUAUUGUUGAUGUCGAUGCAGCAUUUGCUCAUGCAGUGGAUGAAACAUUGGGUUUUCAUAAAGAGCUAUCAGAUAUCACGGGUUUUGAAUCGAACAGUGUUCUAUCUGUAUUGACUAAAGCUGAAACAUUUGUGCGAUGGUUGGCUGUUGAGAAGAAAUACGCUCUAACAAAAAUGGACGAAAUGUUAGACACUGAGCAGUGGAUCGAACCGGUGGCGGCGGGGGUCGGUGCGGCGGUCGGCUCGCUGGUCUGGGUGCCGCGGGGCUCUGAUUGGUUUAUAUCCUUGCUGAAGACUAUUGAGGAUAGAUAUGCUACCUUACCGCAGCCGGGACACCGCAUACAAUUCCUGGAGCUGCAACUGGAGCUGAUAGAGGAGUGGCGCGUGCGGCUCACGCAGAUCACGAGCGCGGCGGCCGACAGCCUCGCGCCGGACUGCUUCCUGGUGGCCGGGCCGCACCCGCUCACCGCCAUCAUCAACGCGGCCCAGCAUUGCAGGACUGUGCUGCUGCAGUGGGCGCAUUCCUUGCACUACCUUCAACUCUAUUACUAUAGACGACAGUUCCACCAGUUCACACAGCAACAGCACAUCAAUGAUGAUGACGAGAGCGAGUCCACCACCAGCUCGGAUGAUGAUGAUGAUAGUGAUGAUGAGACUAGGGAAUCUGACAAUGAAAAUGACGGUGUUAUUUGCUUAGAAGAGGUUGAAGAACGCGCUAAGAAUAUGGCUUUAAAGGAAGUCACCAAAAGGCAUUCUAUCAUUGAUGGGAGUGAAUAUGAUACGACGCCCAUAGCUAACCCUGCCGUUGCAGAGCCGCUAGAUGACGCUGGCGAAGAAGACGCCGGCGUGUUUGGUGACGCGCCAGCACUAUUGUAUCACCUGCGACAGGCUGCGCUCACUUCGCUCAUACAGUUCAUGCUGAUCGAGUUUAGAGAGGAUCUGCAGAAUUAUAAGAAGCAGAAAUGGCACGCAAUGCUAACAGUGGAGGAGCGAGCUCUGUGCAUGUCGAGCGCUCUGUGCCGGCCGCUGUCUACUCUGUGCACGCGUCUAGUCACCGUCUCCGAAACGCUGGCGCCUACAAUAGCGCACUUCCUGAAGACCGAGUUGGCGUUACACGUGGAUAAUUGUAUAUUUAGAGACGUGGUAUUAAACAACUGGUUCAACACGGGCGGCACGCUGCAGCUAACGCACGACGUGAUGAGGAAUAUCAUACCGGCCUUCUCCUGUGUUGGGAAUAAACCGGUCGACAACAAUCCUGUGCCGAAGCUAGCGGAAUCCUGUAUGCUACUUAACUUGGACUAUGACGACGCUCGGCGCAUACGCACUGGGCUGGCCAAGAACGAAUCGGACGUCGUUGGGAUGAUCAUGACCAUGGGUAUAGUGACCGUAACACCACAAGAGGCUCUCCAGAUCCUCAACCAAAGGACUGAUUUGGCUGAUGCAUCAACACCCACCUCGGUUAUGGAACUGUUCUAGAGAGUGGGGGUAGGGAAGUUAUAUGGAUACGCCAGUUUUUAUUUUCGUAUGGAUUGUUUUUUUUUAUUCGCUGAUUUGCAGCAAACCGUUCUCCCACUGUACAUGCGUUAAAAAACAAUACGAAAUUUGUUUUCUCUAAAUAUCAAUUUAUAAAAUUUCACCUAUUUCUGCAAUUUAGUUAAUUUUUGGUGCAGUUUUAAUUCUGGAACGAUAAAUAAAGUUAAACUUUGUAGAAUUGAGUUUUAAAUUUACCUCUCAUUUAAUAAUGAAAUAUAUAAUUAACUGUAUAUUUUUCAGUGAUUUAUAAUAUUCUCUUACGGAGUAAUUUCUUAUAGUAUAGUACAUGGUAAUAUGUUAAAUUGGUACUUAUGUCAUCUGCAAUAAGGUUUAAAUUGUGAAGUUAGUAAUAUCAACUUGAUGCUAUCAAGCCGAGUAUAUGCCCGUUUCUGGCGAUGGGGAGAUUUUCAUUUAAGAAUAUUAUAAUUAUUUGUUGUCUUUGUAUGUAUAUUUUGUACAUAUAUUUAUUUGUAACUAUUUAUUUAUAAAUUGUUCGUGUUUAAUUUCUUAGUACAUUUGCGUAUAUUGUUAAUUUUUGGAUUUUGCACGAUUUUUUAAAUAUCGCGUUAAGUUAAAAUACAAUUUAUAUAAACGGAAUAUUAUCAUUUUUUGUUAAUGAUUAAUAUUUAUUUGUCAAUUAAAAAUCUAUAAUAAACUAUGUGAAAUGAAGCUUUAUUUUAUGAGCUUGCUCUUUAAAAAGAAUACUGGGUUAUUAAUAUUAUUUGCGUUCUUAAAUCAUUUCCGUUUAUGUCUCUUUCUGUGUUAUUUGUUAUUAGUUAUUUAAGUUACGAGUUACACAUUGCUAUUUUAAAGAUUUUAUUUUAAUUUUGUAAUGUAUGGAUGAGGUAAGAAAAAAAACAUAUUCAUAAGGUUUUUAAAAACAUUUUUAAUGUUCAUAAUAUAUAAAUGUAUUCAGACAUGUCUCAGUAUAAUAAUGUUUCUUAAAUAUUUAACUUUAUUACUUCAAUGUUAACAUAAAUAGUAAAAACAAUAUUAUCAACAAAAUACAGAUCUUCGAUGGCACAAAUGCGCUCAGAUAUAAGUAUAGUUUGUGUAUCUAUCUAAAUAAAAUUUGUUCACAGCC
This is a messenger RNA of Zerene cesonia (dogface butterfly), 3813 nucleotides long. RefSeq names its product RAD50-interacting protein 1 (gene Rint1). The coding region runs from base 177 to 2672 and encodes 831 amino acids. The record is from RefSeq and is a predicted model, not a curated record. Gene Ontology annotation, biological process: endoplasmic reticulum to Golgi vesicle-mediated transport; regulation of ER to Golgi vesicle-mediated transport; retrograde vesicle-mediated transport, Golgi to endoplasmic reticulum. Lineage: Eukaryota; Metazoa; Arthropoda; Insecta; Lepidoptera; Pieridae. Gene Ontology annotation, cellular component: Dsl1/NZR complex. The transcript is spliced from 14 exons.